UCCCCUGAACUCAGACCAGAUAAGGGAUUGUUUUUUGAAUUUAGAAAUUAACUUGGGCGCACUUUAGAGAGCCUUAUUUGGUGCACUUGUCUGGCUGAUUUUCAGAGAUUUCAACUUCACAAAUAAAGUGGGGUCAAUGUCUUCCCUCGGAGAAGCUGCUGGCUGUUGAUGGUGCACAGAUGUCUAAACACAGGUACAAGCCAGGCAGUGUUUUGGUGAGACUCACUGAAAGGAAACCCAGGAGAAUUCUAAGAGCUUACUUUGGAAUGAGGCUGCAAGGGCGAAGAAGCACUUUUAACACAAGUGAAGGCACAGCGCUGACCAGCAGAUGCAAGAGUCUGUUCUCAAUGAUGUUGGCUCCUGGAUGGAGCACCUGCCUGCGGAGGAGCCUGCUGCCCCUCUUGCUGCUGCUGCUCAGUCUGCAGAGACCCGCUGGGAGCUCUCAGGUUGAAAUGAAAAUUGACUUUAACUUGGCACCAGAGGCCUUUGAUGAUCAGUACCAAGGCUGCAGCCAACAGGUCACGGAGGCCCUGAGUCAAGGGGAUUACUUCGCCAAAGAACUAGAAGGCCAUAGGAGUUACUCCAGGGCCUGGCAAAAAGCCCACUUAAACUGGUUGAACCAAGACAAAGCUCUCCCCAAGACCAUGACUACUGCCCAUGCUGUGGCCAUCCUGGUCUAUUCAUUGAACGAUAAUGUUCACUCGGACUUCACUAAAGCUAUGGCCGGUGCUGGCCGCUCUCCACAGUACUAUGAACAUUCAUUCCGUUUUAAGUAUCUGCACUACUACCUGACCUCAGCAAUCCAGCUGCUGAGGAGAGAAGUCAUCAUGAAGAAUGAGAGUCCAUGCUAUGAAGUGUACCAUAGGGCAAAGGAUGCCAACUUCAAAGCCCACUCAGGUGCCACCGUUCGAUUUGGUCAGUUCCUCUCUGCCUCCCUCCUAAGGGAAGAGGCACAGGAACUUGGUAAUGAAACCGUAUUUACCAUAAUUACCUGUCUGGGUGCACCUGUAGAAGACUUCACCCUCAAAAAGGAGAUCUUGAUCCCUCCCUAUGAGUUGUUUGAAGUCAUAAAUGUAAGCUACUACCCAAGAAGAAAUUGGUUGCAGUUGCAGUCAACUGGGAACCUGAGCACAUAUAACUGCCAGCUGCUAAAAGCUUCCAGCAAGAAGUAUAUCCCUGCUCCUUUAGUUAUUGCUUUUCUCUCCAUUUUGGCCAGUGUCAUUAACUCUUCCCAGAGCAGAGUGUAGAGGAACCAGCUGGUCCUUGCCUUCCUGCACCCAUUCAGACUUAUUCUUGCCACACUCUCCGAACUACCCUCUGAGAACCACUCUGACCUACUCUUUGUUGAUGCAGCGCUGACACAGGUCAAGAUCUAUGUUGGGCCAGAAACUCAGGCUUUAGCCAAUCAGCACAUUUCUUCCCAUGGAGACAUUUAUUCAUGCUAGAUAGCAAAUGAACCAAUCAGAGCCUGUGAGAUAUGAUCCAGAGUACAUUAUUCGGAUUGGGGUUAGAGACGGAACGGCUACCACUCUUUCGGGCGCCGAUUAAGCACAGAAAUGCUAGCAGAUGACUUGCCUGCUUGAGGAUGGAGCCAACACAUUGAAGAAAGCGCUGAGAAAUGAAGUGAACUGAGUCUCAUGACGGCGUAGGAUGGGCCUGAGGACACAACAGUGCCUGAAGUUGGAUACCCUGGGCUAUUUUUUUCAUUCUAUAAAUCAAAAAAAUAUCUUUUGCUUAAAUAACCCUAAUUAAAAUUUCUGUUCCAAACAA
Molecule: messenger RNA, 1770 nt
Organism: Echinops telfairi (small Madagascar hedgehog)
Lineage: Eukaryota; Metazoa; Chordata; Mammalia; Afrosoricida; Tenrecidae
Gene: ART4
Product: ADP-ribosyltransferase 4 (inactive) (Dombrock blood group)
Exons: 3
Coding region: 180-1247 (355 amino acids)
Molecular function (GO): NAD+ poly-ADP-ribosyltransferase activity; NAD+-protein-arginine ADP-ribosyltransferase activity
Source: RefSeq, a predicted model, not a curated record